Tripterygium wilfordii is the source of this 1376-nucleotide messenger RNA. RefSeq lists its product as uncharacterized. NCBI's taxonomy places the organism in Eukaryota, Viridiplantae, Streptophyta, Magnoliopsida, Celastrales, Celastraceae. The coding region runs from base 132 to 1232 and encodes 366 amino acids. Gene Ontology annotation, molecular function: ATP binding. The transcript is spliced from 2 exons. The record is from RefSeq and is a predicted model, not a curated record. Gene Ontology annotation, cellular component: nucleus. Gene Ontology annotation, biological process: DNA-templated transcription; regulation of DNA-templated transcription; developmental process.
CCAUCCAUGCAGAGAAGAAUCUGCAACAACAAAUUGACUCUUCUGCAAAAACACCACAACAACGAACCUUGUUUCCCCGUGUCUCUUAUCUCCCUUUUUCUCAAACUUGUUCCCUUUUCUUUUCUUUAAAGAUGAUGAGUGCUAGUUCAAGUGCAAGAAACAGACUUCCUUUCACUGCAACACAGUGGCAAGAGCUUGAACACCAAGCUCUCAUUUACAAAUACAUAGUCUCAGGUGUCCCUAUCCCACCUGAGCUUAUCUACUCUGUCAAAAGAAGCUUGGACUCUUCAUUGGCUUCCAUAUUCUUACCCCACCAACCUAGUAAGCUUGCUUUCUUCUAUGUAAUUAAAAAACGCCAUCUUCAGUUCCUACCUUUUGUUUUUGCUUUCGUGAAUGAAAUUAAUGGUUUUGUAUUUGUGACUUUUGGGUUCCAGUUGGGUGGGGCAGUUUUCAGGUGGGUUUUGGUAGAAAAACAGACCCAGAACCAGGUAGGUGCAGAAGAACAGAUGGUAAGAAAUGGAGAUGCUCAAAGGAUGCACACCCCGACUCUAAAUACUGUGAAAGGCAUAUGCACAGAGGCAGAAACCGUUCAAGAAAGCCUGUGGAACUCUCUUCCGCAUCAUCAUCAUCAUCAUCAUCAUCAACAACAACAACAAAACCAUUCACAACCCGCUCGCCACCCAUCCACGACCCAGCUGACCAGAACACUACCCAUUUCAAUCCAAGGCCUCCUGGUUCAUGGUUUCCUCAGAACACUACCACUAAUCACAUGUUUUUGGCCUCUGCAGAUAAAAGGUGCAGUCUUUUUGAAUCUCAGUGAAAACAGAGCACUCUGUUUCUUCUUUGUUUACAGGUUUGUGAUUUUUUUGUCUUUGUGGGAUUGUUACAGGUACUUGCAGAGUAUUAGGCAGAGAGUGGAUGAGAGAGUUUUCUUCCCUGAAACUUCUGGGACUACAAGAAGCUCACAAGACUACAAUUGUACAAAUAGUUCCCAUGGCCGCUACUACUGUCAACCACAGCUUCAAAAUACUGAUGACAAUAAUACAAAACCGCAGCAGCAUUUCUUUGUUUUGGGUAAUGAUUUCAGGUCAAUCAAAAUCGAGAAAGAAAAUGAAACCCAGAAGCCACUACGCCACUUCUUUGAAGAGUGGCCACCAAAGAGCACAGACUCUUGGCUUGAUCUUGCAUCCACCUCUUCAAGACUAGGAAAUGACCAGUUGAAGCCUCAAUAAUGAAACCUUUACAUUGAAGCUAAAAAAGCGUACCAAAUAGCUUUUGGUCUUUUACAUGGGGGGAACCUUUUUUCUGUGUCAAAGAAGUGUGGACUCUAUAAUGUGAGCCAGAGGACUUUUGUCUUCUGUUUGUUGUUUUUUUUC